Molecule: messenger RNA, 569 nt
Organism: Rotaria socialis
Lineage: Eukaryota; Metazoa; Rotifera; Eurotatoria; Philodinida; Philodinidae
Source: the annotation of a GenBank genome assembly
AUGCUACCCAAAACGAGUUUGCCACCGAAAGAAGUGUGUGUUACGAGAGUCUCUCGUCGUUCCGGUCAUCAAUCAGAGGAGGUACCUCCCAUUCGAAGUUCGUCAUUAAAACCAAUCCAUGUUACAAGACUCUCUCGUCGUUCUGGCAAUCGAUCACAAACAGUGCUCCUCGGUCGAAAAUGGUCACCAAAAGGAGUUCGUAUCACGAAACUUUCUCGUCGUUCCGAAAAUCAGUCACCACCGAUGGUCUCCAUUCAAAGUGCGUCAUUACAAGAUUUCUACGGCAUGCAAGUUUCUCACCGUUCUGGUGAUCGAUUACUAGAAAUUCCUGUGAGAUUUUUGAGAUUGCUCUCCGAAACCUAUUUACGAGAUAAAAUAUUCUAAAUACUUUUUAUAGGAUUCUUUCUCUCUGGAAACUGGCACUCCGUCUAUCACUGGUCAGCAUGAAACAAUUUCUCCUAUUGACAAUAAAAAGGUAGCAUAAUUUUAAAAGAAUUUCGGCUGGGUGUGGGUCUCGCCAUCACACCCACACACCCACACCCACACCCAAACCCACACACCCACACCCA